AUUAUGUAGUGUUAUAACCUUUCCAAUUAGGUGCAGUGGCACGUCGCGAAAGGAUAUUAUGAUUUCAACCAAUCAGGCAUUUAUCGAGUUUCAAACCCGCGCCAUCUUCAUUUUUGAACAAAGCCAGGUUGGAUAUGCUAGAAGCGAGCUGAGACCGGGUAGUAGUCCGCUUUGCGCUAUUCGCGCCACAGUCGUCAGUACACGACACUCUCCACUCCUGACUGGUUGGUCUCUGUCUCACCCUCCUUUCCCCUCUUUUUCCCCUCCUCUGCCCCUUGGGUUUUCGCCUGACGACGCUGCUCUCUCGGGCAUUUCGCCGGAAACCGACGCCGCGCGAGGACACGGAGUUUUGUUACGUGUACACAUUUCUCUAUCUUUUUCAUCAUUUGUAAGCAGACACGCAGGCAUCUUGCUCAACGCACGAUUCAUCAUGAGUAGCAAGGAAAAUAACGAGGUCGCUGUCGAGAAGGUGACUGAGAACGACAAGGCUUCCGGAGACGCGAAGUGUGAGAUCAAAGGAAUGAAGAGGCCAGCGGAGGAAAAAAAUGAUGAAACGAAGAAACAGAAGAAAGAAGAAAAUGGUGAUGGAGAGGUAGAAGAAGAAGAGAUAGAAGAGGAAGUCGAAGAGGAAGAAGAAGUCGACGGAGAUGGUGAAGAAGAUGAUGAAGAUGACGAUAUACCGGAAGGAGAAGAAGAUUUAGAAGAGGGUGAAGACGAAGAGGAAGAUGACGCAGAAGGUGAAUUAGAAGGAGAAGUAGAAGACGAAGAGGAAGACGCAUAAUGAAAAAGGAGAGAAGAGUAUGUAAGUAAGAAAGGAGGUAGGCACAUGGCACCGUCGUCGAUCUUCGGCAGUUUUCUCAGCAAACACUUACUCUCAUAUUGAGUGGUUGGUAGCAAUGUUGAAUACCCAUCGUGCCCAAACCCUAUUGCCUCCCGACCUACGAGUAAAAAUUGCCACCUCACCGGAGUUGUGGUGGGCUGACACACAUUAGAAGCAGCCGCAGUUCUACUGUCUUGGCUCUUCGCAAUUCUGGUCGUCUAGCCAUCACCAAAUGCUAUUAGGUAGUUUGAAUUAAAACUGUAUAUUCGUCGUUGAGGAGCUUGUACAUGUCGAUUCCAUUUAAUACCUAAGUGCUUCGUGCGCAACCGUACGUUUGGUAUGUCGUGUAUGUUCCCAAGACAAAUUUAUCGUUUUAUUCAAACCACCUAUUAACUGGUAUUUGCCGUCAUUUGGCUUUCUUCACAGGACAAUUUUAUAACGGAAACUUAUUUAAGAUAUAAAAAGCUCUAUUGUAUUUAAAUAGUGUAAAAUGAACAUUUGUGAGUGAUUUUUUUACAUUUAAAAUCAAAUUUAUGUUUGUAGUUCGACGAAUGUCUCUCACCUUGUGCGCGUGAUUGAUUUUCCUUUUCAACCUAUAUGUGUAUUUGCAAUGACUUUGCAAGAGCGCGAGCGGUUAAAAAGAGAUAAAUAAAUAAAAUAGAUAAAGUGAUGCGUAAAGAAACAAAAAUAGCAAAUAAAUAAAUAAAUACAUAAAGCCAGAAGGACAUCUCUCGACAUUCGUUGUAGAUUAAGAAAAAUGAAAAAGAUUUUGAUAAUCUUUGAAAUCUCUGUUUCGUGCUCCUGUUCGAUCCGAGAGAAAAAUUAAGGUUAAUAUAACGCUCGCGCUAGGUAGUGUGGAUGAGUACUGUGUGACUUUAACAUUGCAUAAUAAUUAUACAUAAUAUGUAUAAAGUUAUGGAGUAAGGAACAUUUUAUUAUUAACGAUAAUAUUAUGUAACGUAAUGUAAUGUGGAGAGGUUGUUAUAAUUUAGACUUCGAGUAUAUAGAGUAGGGAGAGAAUUUUUAUUUUAUAAAGCACAGAUAUUGCAGAAUAAUGUUUUAUUUUUUCAAAGUAAAUAUUCAAUUUGUUUAAUACAUACGUUUCUUGUAUUUACUUAAUAAUUUUAAAACGAAGUCACGUAGCGCAUUUCAAAAAUCGUCAAAGUUGUAACGCAAAAGUUAUCCUGAGGGUUGAAACAAUAUUAACUACAACACUCUCCCUAUUCGACUGCACUCAUUUGAUCGUAAUUUAUUCGUAUUUUAUGUACUGUGGUUUUAUCUUGACUUCAUUGUCAUGGACUACUCGAGCAAUGAUUCGUUGACUGUCGCAGAACGGGUGACAGUAUUCUCAUUAUGGCGGUCGCCUGUGCACACGGUGAUCAAUGUCUUAUUAAUGACAUACCCAUAGAAUUAUUAAAGGUGUCAGAUAAUUUUUAAUAUAUGAGUUAUAGUACUAUUCACUGGUUACCAACAAUUGAAAUAUAGAUGCUCUUUGUGCUAGAGUCGGUGGAUCUUUGCAAAUGGAAUGGUCCAUGUCACCACUUAUUUCGGGAGACUGGUAGAUAAGAAAUGGGUGAAGAGACAUUGCGGUUACGAUACCAUUGUACCAUAGCUGCAUAAUAAAUAAAGGUAACGAUAAUUUGAAUGCGAGACGAUGUCCCACGUUUUAAUGUACAAAUAUUUUCGAAUGAGAUAGUUAAAUAAAACGCAGUUAGAUCAGAGAAAAUGAUUCGUUCUCGUAAGUAGUAAUGGGUUUAACUUCCGAAAACAAAUAACAGUAAUAGCAGUAUUAAAAGAAAGAAAAAAACUGCUAUUCGUGGACUGAAUUUUGCUACAUGGAAUCCGAGGAGAUGGAGUGGCUUGUGUACACAUGUUUAUAUGAUAAACUCAAUUUAUUCGACGUUACACUGAAAAAAAUAAAAUUCGAGUACACACCAUAAAUAACGAUGUGUAAAACAUAACAAUUUAUUGUAUUGUUUACAGGCCAUGUCAUCUCCAGAACUCUGUUACUGUACUGUUUUAUACACAAUCUGCUGUUGUAUUUACACGUGUUCACUUCAAGAUAGUACUUUGACAAUUAUGUUGACAAAGAACUAUCUUGAAGUACAGGUGCCCGAGCAAAAAUGAGUACUUUAGCGUUCAUAGUAUACAAUACAUACACUAUAAGCAUAGGUCCAUUUAAUUUUAUUAAUACAAUACCAAGCCCCGUUUGCAACAUGUUCAAAAGAUAUGAGGAUAGACUUGCGUUCUGUACUUUGAGCUGGAGAUCACGGAACUUUUCUAUCCUCUAGUACUGCACGCGACUCUGGAAAUUAUUUACUGGUGCUAACGGGUCUUAAAUCAAUCAGGCUGAACGUCUAGAUACCGUUACAUCCCUACGUUUGUUAGGUAAGGAUUAAACGAAAGAAAAAAAGAAUUUAAGGAUCUUAAUGAAUCUGGUAAUGAAACAUGUCACAAUUAAAGGUACACGAAAUCCUAGGCUAAGAAUUUGGUUUGUGUGUUCAUAAGUCUUGUUCAAACUACUUUUGUACAGGAUACCAUCGCAUCAUCACUUUCAACGUAAACAGUAACCGAUACCACAGACUAUAUUUCUGCCCAUUCCAUCAGAAUUGAACUUUCAUUGUAUUUUUAAGUAAAUACAUUUUGGAAAACAA
Molecule: messenger RNA, 3474 nt
Organism: Bombus pyrosoma
Lineage: Eukaryota; Metazoa; Arthropoda; Insecta; Hymenoptera; Apidae
Product: nonsense-mediated mRNA decay protein 2-like
Exons: 3
Coding region: 59-781 (240 amino acids)
Source: RefSeq, a predicted model, not a curated record